Bipolaris oryzae ATCC 44560 is the source of this 192-nucleotide messenger RNA. RefSeq lists its product as uncharacterized. Lineage: Eukaryota; Fungi; Ascomycota; Dothideomycetes; Pleosporales; Pleosporaceae. The transcript has a single exon. The coding region runs from base 1 to 192 and encodes 63 amino acids. The record is from RefSeq and is a predicted model, not a curated record.
AUGAUACCCCAGCCGGUACCCUCGGCGUUGACUGAAACUGGGUUGCCCGCCGCAUUUGUAUCAGUUGUGUGGCUGAUGAGUGUGUUCCAAAGUCUGCUUGCUUUUGUUCCUAGAAUAAACCCCAAAAUCACUGUCAUGUUAAUAGGAAUAAUUGAGAUAGCCAAUGGGCGCGCUGACUUACAUUUCCCUUAA